GCUGUCAGUUAUCGAAAAUAGUGGAAUAUGUGAGGCACGUGGACAAAUUUUGUUAUUGUUUUCAGUUUAACUUUGUAGUUCCAAUGCGGUGGUGAGCUUAGAUGGUUAUUUUUUUCAACUAACACCGGGUGUUUGACAACGUGGGAUUUCCAAAUUCUUUGGAUGGAGUUUUGAAGAAAUAACUAGUUCAGAAGGAGUUUCCUCUCAUACUCAAAUGAACCUAUGACUCAUCCCGCCUUCAAAACUACAUGUCACUGAAAAUAACCUUCAACCCGACGAGGCUGAUCAAUAAACUCAGACUGAUAAUACAAAAAGCAACAAUGGAGGACAGCCAACAACGUGAGAUGAGCAACGAGUACACAGAAGUAUACCGCCGAGUACCCCUUAGAAUACAGCUUGCCUACAGCAUAGGACACGUACUAAACGACGUGUGCGCCUCCAUGUGGUUCACAUACCUCCUAGUAUUCUUUCACCUAGUCUUAGAAUUCAACAAUUGGGAGACGGGAUUCAUGCUCCUGGUGGGUCAAGUAGCUGAUGCCCUAGCAACGCCGUUUGUAGGCUACCACUCUGACCAGACAGACAACUUCUCGUUCUGCACCUACGGCAAAAGAAAAAUCUGGCAUCUCUUCGGCACAGUAUGCGUCUUGCUCUCGUUUCCUUUUAUAUUCUCCCCUUGCAUAGACUGCUCCCAAAGCCACGAUUGGGCUCAGAUGUUCUACUACUCCAUGUUUAUAAUAAUCUUCCAGAUCGGCUGGGCUGCCGUGCAAAUCUCUCACUUGUCUCUCAUACCGGAGUUGACACCCAACGAGCAUGAUCGCACAAGGCUAACAGCGAUGCGGUACUCCUUUACGGUGGUGUCCAACGUACUGGUUUACGUAGUUACCUGGGUGGUGCUGCACAUGAACAACGGUGAAAGUUCAAAGAUCGGUCCAGGCGAUGGCCCCAAGUUCCAACACGUAGUUUGGUCUGUGUUAUCCUUCGGAAGCCUGUGCUCGGUGCUUUUCCAUCUGUUCAUCAAAGAGCACGAGAACGGAGUCGGAAACAACGUGAGAGGCGGGCAGCUGAGAACCAGCGUGGGGGACUUGCUACGAGAUCUUCAGGUUUACCAGAUAGCUGUCGUUUACAUGUCGUCGCGAUUAUUCGUCAACUUGACGCAAGUUUUCGUUCCCCUGUACCUACACGAGACUCUUGACAUGGCGGCGAGUUCUCUGGCUCUAGUGCCGUUGAUAAUGUUCAUCGGCAGCUUUUUCACCUCUCUGAUCAUAGAACGAGUUAACCGAUGUCUCGGUAGGAAACUGACCUACUUCUUGGGUGCGCUCUUAGGAGUGGUAGCUUGUAUCUGGAUCAAAUUUGGCCAGGGAAGUUACUACGUCGAUUACUACAUUUAUGUCGUAGCCUUACUGAUAGGCUCCGCCGGGUCUAUCGUUCUGGUUACCAGUCUGGGUGUGACUACGGAUUUCAUAGGUGAGAAGACGAACAGUGGAGCAUUCGUGUAUGGUAUAAUGAGUUUCACGGACAAGUUGGCCAACGGUAUAGCAGUCGUCAUUAUCCAAUAUUUACAUAAAGACGUCACGAACAUUACAUACUAUAGGGAUGUUUUGACGAAUGUUUGUGGGGUGUCCGUAGCUGUGGGGGCCUUGGCUGUGAUAGGAUUCUCAUGCAGAAGAAGAAGAAGAAGAUAUACUCUAGUGUCCAAUACGGUCACUGGUUAUAACUCUAUAAAUACUUAAAUUAAUGAAUAGGAGCAUACCCGUUUAUGCAGGGUAGAAUGUGAUAUCAUUUUAUAUAUAAAUUUUUAUGUAAUUUUCUCUGGGCACAUGACAUUGAAAUCAAAUACACAGAUAGAUAAGAUUUUGAGAUUAUACCAAAAACUAUACAUUUUA
Leptinotarsa decemlineata (Colorado potato beetle) is the source of this 1883-nucleotide messenger RNA. RefSeq names its product major facilitator superfamily domain-containing protein 12. The record is from RefSeq and is a predicted model, not a curated record. Lineage: Eukaryota; Metazoa; Arthropoda; Insecta; Coleoptera; Chrysomelidae. Gene Ontology annotation, cellular component: plasma membrane. Gene Ontology annotation, molecular function: symporter activity. Gene Ontology annotation, biological process: carbohydrate transport.